AUUUCUACCUGAAUCUCACAUAAAUCAUCCAGUCUGACGGGAUGUCGAAGAAAAGAAAAUUGCCCGGUGGAGUUGACGUUGUCAAGGUCGGCGACAAGAUCAUCUCCUUGGAUGGCUAUCUAUCAAAAAAAAGCAAACCUGCCACCAAGGAAGAAGCCUCGACAUCGACAGACACCGCCCAGCCUGCCCCAUCAACAACGGGGUCAAAUGGAACUGGAAAUGAGGCUAAACAAAAGGAGCGAGAUGGCACGUCAAAGCCACUGGCAAAGAAGCCCCUGAACCCCUCAAGAUGGCAGAAGCCCCGAGGGACGUCUGGCGACGGCAGUGGCGAGUAUCUCAAAUCUCGCCGGGAGCUCCCUCUUUGGAACUACCAGGACGAGAUCAGGAGGGUCCUCCGCGAACGUGACGUGCUCGUGGUCGUCGGUGAGACCGGCUCCGGAAAGAGUACCCAGGUGCCCCAGUUCCUGUAUUGCGAGGAUUGGUGUCAACGACGAAAAGUGGAAGUCGAUGACAAGGAGGUCUUCGUGGGAGGGAUGAUCGCGAUCACGCAGCCUCGACGAGUGGCUGCGACGACGCUGGCCUACCGCGUGUCUCGCGAAAUGGGCACUCCCCUGAAUGCACAGAAAAAUGGCGGCGACUCCGGGUCUCCUGCGCUCGGUAACCAUCAAAGGGGCCUGGUCGGCUACUCCGUCCGUUUUGAUCACCAGGUGCCUCGAGGAACGAGGGUCAAAUUCGUCACGGAGGGCAUGCUCCUCCAGGAUCUCUUGCGCGAUCCGAAUUUGAGGCAGUACAGUGCAAUUAUCAUCGACGAAAUCCACGAGAGAAGUGUCGAUGUCGACCUGCUAUCUGGUUUCCUCAAGCAGGUUCUCAGUGGCGACAAAGCAGGGCGCGGGGGUGUGCCACUUAAGGUGAUCAUCAUGAGCGCCACCGCUGAUAUCGGUGGCAUCCGCCGGUUCUUCUCAGAUGCAAGAGAUGAGGAGACGGCGAUCCCUUCGGGAGAAAGCGAGACUGAAAGUACGCAUUCCGGUGUUGAGGUUUUGAAGAUCGAAGGCCGUCAAUACCCCGUCGACAUCAUCUAUUCCCCGAAGGCGGUUCCUGAUUUGCAGGAGGCACUUUUGAAGACCAUCUUCAAGAUUCACCUACACGAGCCCUUGCCGGGCGAUAUCCUGGCGUUCCUCACUGGGCAGGAAGAGAUUGAGUCGGUGCAGAAGCUCAUAGAGGAGUACGCAGCAACGCUCGCGUCCAACAUGCCGAAGGUCAAGGUCUUCCCGUUAUUCGGCCAACUGUCCAUCGAGGCGCAACACGAGGCCUUCAAACCGGUUAAGGCAGCGUUCACCCGGAAGAUUGUCCUCGCGACCAACAUUGCCGAGACCUCGGUCACCGUGCCUGGUAUCAGAUACGUGGUUGACUGUGGCAAAGCAAAAGUCAAGGAGUUCCGGUCACGGCUAGGCAUGGAGUCCCUUCUCGCAAAGGCGAUUUCCAAAUCGUCUGCGACUCAGCGGGCGGGCAGAGCAGGAAGAGAGUCCGCCGGAAAAUGCUACAGGCUUUAUACGGAAGAGACGUUCGACGGUCUUCAGCCAACAGAUCUACCCGAGAUACUGAGAAAUGAUGUCUUGGGCGCCGUGCUUACCAUGAAGGCUCGCGGCAUCGACGAUGUUCUGUCAUUUCCUCUGAUGGAUCGCCCGUCCAUCGAAUCGCUCGAGAAGGCGCUCAUACAUCUCCACUUCCUGGGCGCCAUUUCAGGCGACGGCACCAUUACUGAGAUGGGACGCAAAAUGGCCUUCUUCCCGGUCUCCGCCCCAUUGGGUCGAGUCCUCCUCGCGGCGGCAGACCCCAGGUACGACUGCGUGCUGGAGGUGAUUGACAUCAUCGCCUGUAUCACGGCGGGCGAUGACAUCUUCCAUCAGCUGCAAACCGAGGAGGUCAAGGAAGAAGUGGAAGAAUACAGGAAGGAGCUGUACCGCCGAGAAGGAGACCUCCUGACGUACCUGACGACCAUGCAGCAUUAUGCGGCCGAGAACAGCGACCGGGUAGGGUGGUGCAGGCAGCGAAGGAUCAACGUCCGGAACAUGAGGCAGGCGAUGAAUAUCCGGAGGCAGCUCCGCGGUCUCUGCAUGCGGGAGAAGAUGUUGGCCGAGGCACCCCCUCCCGAUCCCCAGCCUUUCGCUCCCAUCCCCCCCAGCCAAGCCGAGACAGUGGUCAAGUGUUUCAUGAAGGGGUUCGCGUUGAAGACGGCCAUGUUGGCGCCCGACAGCAGCUAUAUAACCGCACACGGCAAGCAUGUCGUGGCCAUACAUCCCUCAAGCGUAUUGCACGGACAAAAGAAGGAGGCCAUCAUGUUUCUUGACCAUGUCUUUACUCAGAAGAACUACGCCAAGAAGGUCAGCGUCAUCCAAGCGAACUGGAUCGCCGAAGCAUUCGAGGAGGAUUAGAGUCUGCAUAUAGAAAUCUUUUAUGGCUCUUCGUUAUGGUAUAAGAGGCUAACAUACAUGGAUAUUGUACAUAUUAUUAGUCCAUUGGCGGACAGCCAACAAGUCGAUCUCCCGGCAUUGAGGCUACAUCAGAGCAUAGUAUGCAAUAUUUAGAUGCCCCAAAACAUUGUGAUGGAUGUUAGAGGGAGGCCUUCUCCAACCUUUCUCCCCUGGAGGUGCAUUUACAAUUCACUCCGCACCGCCGCUCUCAUCCCGG
Molecule: messenger RNA, 2688 nt
Organism: Phialemonium atrogriseum
Lineage: Eukaryota; Fungi; Ascomycota; Sordariomycetes; Cephalothecales; Cephalothecaceae
Product: P-loop containing nucleoside triphosphate hydrolase protein
Exons: 1
Coding region: 42-2432 (796 amino acids)
Biological process (GO): positive regulation of transcription by RNA polymerase I
Cellular component (GO): nucleolus; intracellular anatomical structure
Molecular function (GO): helicase activity; double-stranded RNA binding
Source: RefSeq, a predicted model, not a curated record